CUAGAGGUGUGGAAUGAUUUGUGGAAUGAGGUGUGGUGUGUAGGUGAAGAAGAAUUUUAAAAUACAAUUGUGGUAAAUAGAAUAUGGAUGAAGUAAAGAAGAACAUCAAAACAUUUUUGGAAAUCCUGCAGACAGGAAAGAGUGAAUCAGUCAUACACUGGGAUGAAUCUAAUUUUAAGAGAAUUUACCAUUGGGCACUAUAUGCUGAAGAGGUAUAUAAGAAAUUGAAAAAUAAGCCAUCCCUUGGGCAAGUCCUUUCAAAUUAUAUCAAAGACAUGCAAAGAUCAUAUCAAAAAACUAUGCCAUUCACCUUCAAUGACUUGCAAAAUGCAACAGAAAAACUACGACAGACUCUGCUAUGCAAUCCUCAUUUGUCAUCACUACAGUUUUCUUAUGUUCUUGAUUUCUAUCACGUGGAUUUUCGUGCCACAUCAAAUGAAGACAAUGAAGAUUUGGAAAAAAUAAUCUCCAAUACGUAUUCUAUCAAUUGCAGUAAAGGAACAUUUCUUAUAUUGUCAAGUAUAAAAGACGAACUGUCCGUUAAACUAAAAAAGGAUAUCUCAAACGGGACACGAGGAACAGAAGAAAUUUGUUUGGAUGGUUGCUCCAAAUUAUUGUGGAAAAAUAUAAGAAGUUUAGUUGAAAAAAUGAAUCCAAAAGCCAUAGAUCGUCUGAUCAAUGAUCGUUUGAAAUCAUUAGCAUCUAGUAAGGAAGGAAUGGAAACUAUAUUAAGGAUGUUGGUUUUGCUUAUGAAAGGAAAAAUACCAUACAACAUUCUUAGCGACGAUGAUCAGGGUAUUUUAGAUCAAACGAGAAAUCACAUACUUCAUUGGGUUGUAGAACGUUCAGACAAUAGUGGAUCAGAGUUUUAUCAACAUAUUUGGUCUUGUCCAUCAAAUGUAAUUUACGAAAUGUCGGCGAUAUAUCCAUCGUUUUAUGAAAGUUAUCUGUGUUUCUUGCACUCGUAUGGUAAUACUUUGCUUGGUUUGAGGUCCGUUGCUCUUCAGGAUGAUGACGGGACGAAAUAUGGAUUACGAUAUCAACAUUUUAUUGAGAAAAUUCGAAUGCUAGUACAAGGACCUGAACACGUAUCACAGUUGUGCAUACAGAAGUUGCAGUUAUGGUCCAAAGUCGAAGAACCGGCGAGAGAAUCGUCAAGUACAAGUUCUAAGAAAGUUGGUCUAAGGGACGAAAUAAUUAGAGCUAAUAUGUGGAAGAAAGUUUACAAUGAUAUUUGCAAAUAAGCACGAACACAUUGCAGAGAUG
Molecule: messenger RNA, 1266 nt
Organism: Dendronephthya gigantea
Lineage: Eukaryota; Metazoa; Cnidaria; Anthozoa; Malacalcyonacea; Nephtheidae
Exons: 5
Coding region: 84-1244 (386 amino acids)
Biological process (GO): interstrand cross-link repair
Cellular component (GO): Fanconi anaemia nuclear complex
Source: RefSeq, a predicted model, not a curated record